Molecule: messenger RNA, 1209 nt
Organism: Mesorhabditis belari
Lineage: Eukaryota; Metazoa; Nematoda; Chromadorea; Rhabditida; Rhabditidae
Source: the annotation of a GenBank genome assembly
AUGGUGUCAAUGCUUGAGGACAGAUUGGCCACCAUUAGACAGAUCUAUGCCCCAAGAGCAAAAAGUGGAAAGGGUGGUCGAACGAGGAAUGAGUCUGGACAUCCACAAACAUCAAAAACACCAACACUUCCGCCAGCUUUUCCAACAAACACUAGAAUGAUUGCCUAUCGUGUCCCAUCAGCUCAAUCCGUCUUCUCAUUGGCAAGAUCAAAAGCAGGACGAUCACCCCGAAUGGAACAACUCAAUGAUGCUAGGGAACAAUUAUUGCAAUCAAAAAGAAAUUGUGCAAAGUUGGUUCAAGAAAAUACAAUUCUGAAGACAAGACUCUUGAAAUUAUCGGCACAAUCGGGAAAGAGAGAACAUCAUUUACAGCGAUUGCUCAAUAGGGAAUCGUUUGAACCGGCCGAAUCGUAUGACACAAAUGAAGCGAUCACUCUGGCCACUUUUCAGAAGAGAUUGAUCAAAUCAGAAGCACUUAUUAAACAACAACAAGAUGUUAUCGAAAAACUGAAGAACGAUCGUGUGAGAGCUCGAUCAGCUGCAAGUGAAAGGAGACACAGUGAAACGAGAGGGAUCAGAGGAGGAGAACCCACACAAGAGAGAUCACAAUCUUUGGAUGAUCUUCUCGCAAAGAAUGAACGAUUGGCGGAGAAGUAUCGAUCACUCAAAAGAGAGAAUAAAUAUUUGAGGGAAAGGAUAGCUCGUUUGGAGACAAGACAUAAUGGAGAUGAUCACGAACUUUCUGAUUGGUCAAAGGAAGAUCUGAUCAAUUUGGUGAAUCGAUUAGAAACGAGAGCAUUGAAAGCACCGAUUAGAGCUGCUGUCGCUACGCUGGAGGAAAAGACAGAAGUGGGCAAGUUGAUUAAAGAGUUGACAUCGGUGCAUAGGAAUCUGGAAAACUCACAACAAGAGAAUGAGGUGUUAAAGAGUGAAGUCGAGACAUUGGUCAAAGAAUUGGAACACGCGAGAAUCGUCCACAAAGAUGCACGGCCACCUGGGGUUCCUCCUUUGGAUAUGAAAUCAAUCGACAAUGUCUCGGAUAGUCAAGAAGAUGAUCAAACUGGAAAUGCAUAUGAAACUUAUCAAGAUGGAGAGCAGAAUGAAGGACAAAGGACCUUCGACUUGGACGUGGUCGCAAUGGAGGUUUUCGAACACACAAAGGCUCAUCUAUCAAGGAUCAAAUUUCUUAGGGAACAAAUGAAAAAGCAA